AUGGUUACGUCUGAAAUAGUAGUCAGCGCCAACGACCAACUAGUCAGAUCCUAUGCUCAUCGUCGAGUGUUACAUGGGUUCACCGACAGGAAGAACAGCUACCCUUACGUGAUACGUGUCAUGUGGGAGAGCCGCCCAACCUUAUUCAUCGGCUCCUGUACGGGUUUCCUCAUCUCCAGUCAAUGGGCGCUUACCGCCGCCCACUGCCUCCGUCCAAACUUACGAUAUAUCAAAUGCGGCACGUCAAUAGCAUUGAACAAAACCAAAUGUGUAGCGAACAUUUUGAAACAAAUACCUCAUCCCGCUUUUCUACCAGUAAACAAUAUUAAUGACAUCGCCUUAUUGCACGUCGACCAUAUGGAGAUGAAUAAUUAUGCUAGACUUAAUGCGGCCGAUUACAAAACAUUAGAAGGGAGAGCGGCGCGGUACGCUGGAUUCGGAUACACUCACUACAAUAUAAAAUCGCUAAAAUUCAAAGAUAUCAUUGAACAUGAUAAGAAACCGCUUCAAAUCGGCGAAGGUGCCAUUUAUUUUGGUGAUGAAAAACAAUUGAAAGGUUUGGGACGACCGCAAAUUUUGAUCGCACCAAAAUGUUCUAACCCUAGACAACAUCUUUUUAGCGGAGAUUCGGGCGGACCGCUGAUAGUGGACAAUACGGUCACGGGUAUUGCAUGCUUUUUGUCGCCAAAAACGAUACCUAACCCUAAACAUCCAGCAUCGUUUGGUUUCACGCCCGUGAGCCCAUUCAUUGAUUGGAUACGAGAAAUUAUGGCUGGUCACUAA
Molecule: messenger RNA, 783 nt
Organism: Amyelois transitella
Lineage: Eukaryota; Metazoa; Arthropoda; Insecta; Lepidoptera; Pyralidae
Product: cathepsin G-like
Exons: 1
Coding region: 1-783 (260 amino acids)
Biological process (GO): proteolysis
Molecular function (GO): serine-type endopeptidase activity
Source: RefSeq, a predicted model, not a curated record